This is a messenger RNA of Pyricularia grisea, 1582 nucleotides long. RefSeq lists its product as uncharacterized. The coding region runs from base 135 to 1325 and encodes 396 amino acids. The transcript has 2 exons. NCBI's taxonomy places the organism in Eukaryota, Fungi, Ascomycota, Sordariomycetes, Magnaporthales, Pyriculariaceae. The record is from RefSeq and is a predicted model, not a curated record.
UGGUGGCUGAUCAGUGGCAGAGCUGCUGCAAGCACAGGAAAAUAAAUCUAAAGAGCAAGACUAAUCAGCUUGCAUCUUGUUUUCUUUUUCCGGCACUCUUACUAUCCUUUCUGUUGCUCCCACACCAAGACACAAUGCGCCUGCUCAGCUUGAAAGGUUUGCGACUCUUGCGUCGAGCAACAGACUGCACGCCUCGUCUCGUUGGUGCUUCGCUCUCUCUUCCGUCGAGAAAGAUCAAUCGUCUCCCCCGCACAACUACCGCAUACUUUGGAGCUCCUUUCCACUCCCACAACGCCCGGACUGACGCACACAGGAGCAAUACCAAGGGCCUGAUCCACGAAAAUGAUACAACGCAACAAUCCGCAGAGCAAGACCGAGAAUCAGACACGAUAGACCAAGGAGAGGAGAAAGGGGCCAAAAUACCAGCUUGGCAGCGUGAAAGAAUCGAGAUCUACUUUAGCGAUCUACGGUUUGAACGAUAUUGGGUCUCGGCGGCACUGACGAGCAGACAGACCGAGGCGGUGAGGAGCUUUCUCCUGCACGAGACCAACGACGCAGUAAAGACGGCCGAGGCUAUGGCGUCGGAGGUGCAGGGUCUCGAAGACGAAGACGGCUACUUCGACGCGGUCGCCAACGCCUGGGUUACCGUCACUGCAAUGGCUUUGGAUCUUCCAAACAGCCAGCCGCGAUUUGUGAAACUUGUAGACGCCAUGUACGGCUUGGGCGAAACCAUCAGUCCUUUCAAUGAAGACAAGGACCUGCCUGAAAUCGAAUGGGCAAAUGCAGGCCUAUUUUGCAUACAGCAAAGUCUCUUGAUGUUGGUCUAUUCCGGCCAACUCUAUCCAAGAAAUCUCUCCGAGGAGAACGAUUGGCUCAUCGAUCAGUCCAGAGGGGUCUUCGCGUGGGUGACAAACCUGUACCGUCUGUCCGAAUACGAUGAAAUUGACAGGGUUGCUAUAUUGUUAUGCCACCUGUUUGGGCGGUGUAUCCUGGCCACCUUUGACGACGAGACCGCCACGCUGGACAAGUAUCCGGCGUUUCUCGCGAAUGCUGCACGAUAUUUGGGGAAUGGAGGUGCACUACUCAUGGCUCGCCUGUGUAAACAAGGAAGGCCGUUGAUGGGUGACCCGCGGGAUAUGAUCACAAUUGAGCGGUGGCGGAGCUGGGAGUUAAAGUUGAGAGAGGUCCUGGAACGUGAACCUGAGGGUUGGAUUGUGAAGGAAAUUGAAUAUGGGUUGGAGGCGAUGGAUUGGGCGAUGAAGGAGUCAAUGGAAGAGGAUCAAGAACAUACCGAGGGUGAGAGUAAAGAGGGGAAUGAAAGCUGAGAUGUACGAAAGCCUUUGCGAAGUAUACGAUAAGUGUAUUAUUGUGUGUACUAUACAGAAAUCCAGUCUGCUGCCAAAAGAGCUAUAGUCAGCAGAAAGCUCGGGACCGAAACCAACGGAGCAAGACGGUGAAUGUCGCCGUUGACCACGGUCCAGACAAAUCGCCCAGCCCCCACAAGGGGCCAAGAAAUAGAGUGAGGGGUUUUUGGUGGAGACUUCAACGGCAAGUUUGCCAUUCAACAAGGGAUACAUAAUAG